Molecule: messenger RNA, 1832 nt
Organism: Marchantia polymorpha subsp. ruderalis
Lineage: Eukaryota; Viridiplantae; Streptophyta; Marchantiopsida; Marchantiales; Marchantiaceae
Source: the annotation of a GenBank genome assembly
ACAGCAGCCAGCCUUCGCUCGUCUUGCAAUUUCCUCCCGAGCUCGAAUCGAGCGCAGAAUGGAAGGCCCCAUGGCUUCGAUCUCCCUUGCACCUGCACCUGCAGCAACAGCCGGUUGCGGCUCGGGUUCGCGAUUUGCUCAUGUGCAGCAAGCUCCUGAGGACCCAAUUUAUGGCGUGACAAAUGCUUUCCUCAAGGAUCCGAGUCCCGUGAAGGUCAAUCUCGGCGUUGGUGCUUAUCGGACCGAGGAGGGUAAGCCUCUGGUGCUCAAUGUCGUUCGAAAAGCCGAAGAACAACUUCUGGCCGAUAAAUCGAGGAACAAGGAAUACUUGCCCAUCUCGGGGAUCACUCACUUCAGCAGACUCAGUGCUCAGCUCAUCCUCGGCUCGGACUGCCCGGCCAUCGCAGAGAAGAGGAUCGUCACGGCUCAAUGUCUGUCAGGGACUGGCUGUCUAAGAGUGGGAGGUGAAUUUCUCGCGAAGCAUUACAGUGGGCCGAAGAUAAUUUACAUCCCUGCGACGACCUGGACGAACCACUUCAGGAUCUUCCCCAAUGCCGGAAUGGAGGCGAGGACCUACCGCUACUACGAUCCGAAAACCAAGGGCUUGGACUACGAGGGCAUGAUGGAAGACCUGCGAGCAGCGCCCAGCGGAGCCGUGGUGCUGCUCCAUGCUUGCGCGCACAAUCCGACGGGAGUGGAUCCCACUCGAGAGCAGUGGGCAGAGAUCCAACACCUCGUCCGCGACGAGAAGCAGCUGCUGCCCUUCUUCGACAGUGCCUACCAAGGCUUUGCCAGCGGAAGCUUGGAUGCCGAUGCAUGGGCCGUGCGCCAAUUCGUGAACGACGGCGGCGAAACCCUCGUCGCUCAAAGCUACGCCAAGAACAUGGGCCUCUAUGGAGAGCGAGUCGGCGCCUUGAGCGUCAUCGUCAAGGACCCGGACGUGGCGCUUCGCAUCGAGAGUCAAGUGAACCUCGUCAUCCGACCCAUGUACUCGAGCCCUCCUACCUUCGGGGCGGCCAUCGUCUGUACAAUCCUCGGCAACAAAGCCUUGUACGAGGAAUGGAAAGUCGAGCUCAAGGGCAUGGCUGACCGAAUCAUCAGCAUGCGCCAUCAGCUCUUCGACGCUCUGAAAGCCAGAGCCACUCCUGGCACCUGGGACCACAUCGUGAACCAGAUCGGCAUGUUCACUUACUCGGGCCUUAGCAAGGAGCAAGUCGAGUAUAUGAAGACUGAAUACCACAUCCACAUGACUUCCGAUGGCCGCAUUAGUAUGGCUGGUCUCAAUACCCGCACCGUACCCCAACUGGCCGAUGCGAUCCAUGCCGCAGUCCUUCAGUUCGCCUGAUUCUCUUCUGCCUUGUGGGGCGGCAGGGCUCACGAUUUUGAAAGCAGUGUCACUUGCACGAGGGCCAAUUUCAAAACUAGGAUCGUCACCGUCCUAGACUGCUAUAGACUAGCUCAGCUGAAGGCCUCUAGCAAUUUUGACAACGUACAAAUGGCAAAUCUCGACGCAUCAUGCAUGGCCAGGAGAGUAGACCGCGAUUUUAUCGGCAGCACUAUCACAUUUUCCCCUUUUGUCCUCUUCAAAGGGAUAUCUAUGAAUCGAGUACACUUGUGUCUUCGAAGCCAUUUUCAUGUUCGAUACCAGGACUCUGUACUGUACCUAACCUGAGGUGCAGGGCUUUUGCUCGUAGUUCAUGUCGAAACUGAAAUUCCUGUAAAUUGUCCACCUUUAAACUGUCAGGGCCCGACUUGAGCACGACUUGUUUUCUGUACACGGUAAUCUCCCGAGUUUUUAAGUGCAUUUGAUGAGCCUACUGGUUUUUCUUCUG